Molecule: messenger RNA, 850 nt
Organism: Camelina sativa (false flax)
Lineage: Eukaryota; Viridiplantae; Streptophyta; Magnoliopsida; Brassicales; Brassicaceae
Source: RefSeq, a predicted model, not a curated record
ACUAAAGUUUAUGCAUUAAAAAAAAAAGAACUUUUGAUUAAGUUUUGGAGUCAUGAGGUGUGUUACUUCGUUCGUAGUUUUGUGUAUUCUCAUGAUCCUUGUUUUGAACAAUGUUAAAGGUAAACUAUUAAAAAAAAAUAGUUUUGGUUUUUUGAAAAAUGAAAACAGUAGAAGUGGAAGCACAAACACGUUUUGUUACCGCGAAAUGGAUCAACGUAAUGUAAAAUAUAAGCUUUGUGACUGUCAGAACACCUUAUGGCGAAAGAAAUAACACCAUCGCUGCACAUGUUAUAUGACGCUUCCUUGCAAUCAUUAGGUAAAAACCAUAAUAUUUUUGCCAAAAGUAAGAGAUAAGGGACGACCGGACUUGAUUUAGUCAAAGAGCUUGAUUUUAUAAUUAAGAGAUAGGGGUGGACGACCUACCAUCCGAAUAAGUAAUUAUAACGUAACAAAACCAACGAGUUUGAUAAGUAAUCAUAGAGUAUAUAUAUAGAAGGAACAGUGCUUUCGCUAUACACAAAUCAGAGAGAUGGUUACCAAAUUUUAUAUUAUUGAGCGAUGUAUUAGAUAGAUGGCGUCUCCCUCCGUUUCUCACCAGAGAACGGGCGACGGAAUAUUCAUAAGGAAAAAGAACACUACUUACCUUUUUUUUUUUUCAUCCAUGCGUGAUGGUACAUAAUUGGCAAUUGCUGAGGUAUGGAAAAAGAAGUGAAACACCAAAUUUGUUGAAAAAUAAUUAAUAUACGGAUUAUAUGUUACUUACUCAACCCAUGUAUAGUAAUUAAGCCAUAUAUAUGAAUAAGAUCCCCAAUCAACGAAAACAUGCAAGUCAUCUUCUCCGGCUCUCCUC